Molecule: messenger RNA, 3516 nt
Organism: Plasmopara halstedii
Lineage: Eukaryota; Oomycota; Peronosporomycetes; Peronosporales; Peronosporaceae
Exons: 1
Coding region: 1-3516 (1171 amino acids)
Source: RefSeq, a predicted model, not a curated record
AUGGAGCGCGAGGACGCAGCCACUGUUCUGAGCGUCAUCGAAGAGGGCGAUGAGCCGGAAAUGAAUGCUGAAGCAUUUGCAGACAUGGCUAUGAGUGGUUUGGACAUGAAUUCUGAGAUUCAUUCAGUGUUGAUUGAUAAAAACAAUGCAGCGGCUAUAGCCAUUCCUCAGACCAAAUUGAGCGCUUACGAGAAGCUCCGGAACGGAGCAGUGCAUUAUUCCAGACGAGAAGACAAGAUGCGUGUGUUACAGGAGCAUCCAGUGGUGGCCUCCGUGUCGUUAGAUGGGAGAACAGUAGGCUGCAAAUGUGGUCGAAGUGUACGACUGAACCCACCGUGGUACAUUCUCAAGUUCGAGCAGCACGUGGCUAGUCGCAAUUGCACGUUUUUGAGACAAAAGCAUUCUAGGAAAAGAAAAAAAACAGAGGAGAAUAGCGAGUCAAAUGAAUCUUUAAAGUUAGACGAUGAAGCUGAAGACUACUCGCUGCAGACAGUUGACAAAAUACUCCGUCGAGAGUUUGGAGUUAUGUUGAAUGGCGAGCUUGUAAUAAAACCACCUACUUCUGAGUAUUCUGAUCAUCGAAUUCGAAUGUAUAAAGGUGCAGUAGCACUGAGUGAGAAUUCGCACUGUAAGCGCAUGACACCGGAUGGAAAGUUUGUCGAGUGUAAGUGUUCUCGGGUUGUGUUGCUCGCCGCACCGUGGCAAAUUGGACAAUUUUUAGUGCAUAUUGCAGAAAAGCAGAAGCCCAAGAAACGAGCAAAAGCUGCUUCUGCAAGCGGAUGGCGAAAGAAAAAAAUUGUCAAGACAGUCGUUUCAAGUGGUGGUCCCAUUAAACCACCCACAUCUACUAGUACAUUAUUACAAACUUACACGAGCAAAAAGAGUUUUCCACGCGAAAUUCGAUGGGAUGUCGCUCGAGCACGUGGAUUGCUCCCAUGUCCAGGAUUGCGAGAUGAGCGUAUGAACUCGUUUGUGACUUCAGCGGUUCAAUUGACAGGAGGUGGUCGACAUCGACAGAAGAUUGCGCGCGAAAUUUUCCCACACCUGUUUUCAGAUACUUUGACAUACGGUCACGCUGACGAUGGCGGUGAGCACAACCAUUUUGACAGUCAAAACAUCGUCAUCAUCAAGCGGUAUUCAAACUUUCAGCAACAGCUUCUUGAAGCGGAAAAACUACUUCUGCACGACGUCAUUGAGGGUGAAGCUUUGUGGUUUGUUGACAAGGAUGGCAAUUCGGUUCGUAGUCUGGACUGUCUUGGGGUGGUUGACACAAGCAGCGCGGAAGUCCGUUGUGCCUCUUGUACAGCUCUUCGGAGUAAUGCAGCUUUGAGAACAGCAGCAGCUUCUCAGCAUAAAGUGGCAACACGAAUGGGACGGCCACGCAAUCCGAUCAACAGAAAAUUUUGUUCUGGACGGGUGUGUGCAUUGCUUGAAGCUGAGUUUGACAUGCAAGAACCGUAUGCGAAAGUAUUGCGUGAUUUAGCACUUGCUGAUAUUCCCAUCGCUUCGAAUAUUUGGAUGGAAAUGGCAUCGCUGGGCCUUUCUGGUGAGUUUGAUUCGCAUGUAGUGCUUCUAGGUUUGAUUGAGGCCAUGGUUCGAUUAAAAGACAAGGAGCAACGUGGCGUGGGCUUACAGAAUAUGACAUACAGCGAUCAUCUCGAUACUUUCAUGUGUUCACUCACAGAUACUUCAUCAGAGGCUUGUGAGUUGUUUCAGCGGCAUCUGGGUGGACGUAAGCAGAGACAGGUGCUAGCAGGAAAUGUGAGACGCACUCAGCAGAAGCAGGAGCACUCGAUCACCACGACUGAUCGAAACCAACACAUUCGUGACUCGCUUAACGAUGACAGGUCGAAUCUAAGUGCUGAUCGCACCUCUAACGACGAUCGCUUUGACCAUUUGCUGGAAUCCUCAAUUGUUGGCCUUCACGUGCCUCAUUUAUCGAUUAGUGACAUUCAAGACGUCGAUCUGGCCACUUUUUCGACAACUUCAAAUAUCGAUUUUCAGUCUAAUGAUGCCGUAGAAAGCGCAAAAGAAGUAUCAACUGCACCAUCUGCCGUUAGUGUUCAUAAUCUUGAAUCUGUAGUUGGAUCGUUUGAAGUGUCAACAGUUGAUUCAACAUGCAGCGGGACAGAGAGGCAAUCAAAUUUUGAGAUCGAAUCAGGCAAUGAAGCUACUUUUAAUGAAUCUUCAUUAGAUCGAACAAAUGGAUGCGAAGAGACUAAUGUAGACGCUGAAGAAUCAUUAGAGUGUGAUUCGAAUGCAAUAGCGUUUCUUUCCGAAAUUGAACCAUUUGUGGCAGAAAAAGACACAGGUGAUAAUGACAUUGUAUUACCGACUGACCAUGUCCCUUGUACAGGCCUUCGGGAUGACAAUGUACAAGCUUAUGUCUCGAAUGCCGUUCAAAUUGUCGGUGGAAGCCGUCCACGCUAUGUGAUCGCACGCGAAUUAUUCCCUCGAGUGUUUGGAAACGACGAAAAGGUUCGCAUCGUAGACAAACUCACUGACGACCAGCGACUCGUUUUACAGGAUGCAGUCUUUAGUGAAUGUUUGUGGCGUGUUGACAAGGAAGGGCGGUGUGUUCGUAGUUUGCGGUGCAAGCGCUUUGUGCCAGUAGCUGACAAUCAAAACCGUACAAACUCCCAAAGUCGAGGCGUAUGUGGUGCCUGUCGAGACUUGCGCACCGUGCCAAACUUUCGUAGUGUGCUCAGUCGCUCGAAAGUGCCAAAGAAAUUGGAAAACAUCAAAUACGUGCCCAGUGUAUACACUGAGAGCGAUCCAUUUUUGCGGAAAUUAUCAAAGAAUUCGGCUUUUCGUGGACUAUAUCAAACUGUCAAGCAUAUGGUAUCUUCAGGUCCUAAUAAACAAGUCGAUGUCGAUGCCGAACGACGAAAACAAGUUCAGUUCUGGCUACGAUUUGCUCGCAUGGGUGUUUUUGGACAAUUUAAAUCACAUCCUGUGUUUGAAGGCUUGAUGAAGAGUAUGGUGGAAAUGAAGGACAAGGAACGUCGUGGUGUUGGGAAGCAAAAUAUGCAGUAUUCUCGAGCACUGGACGAGUUCAUGCAAAGCAUGGCGCAAAUAUCCACCGAGGCAUUUGAACUUUUUGUUGGCCAGUUUUGUGGCCGCACCCUUCGCUCGCAGAAGGUCAAGCGUCGAUCAAUGGCCCUUACGACUGUAAAAUCGACGCGUACUGAAGCUGCAUCUACAAUAGUUGACGAUACAGUCACGCCCAAACCCCAGCCAUCAUUGCCGACACUUUCAUCACAUCAACACCAACAGUUUCUCAUGCCAUCGGAUGAUUUACUUGGUGGUCGGAGUUUAUCAUCCGAGGAAAGCCAACGCUUUAUGGAUCGCAUGCUGGACGAAGUGCGAUUUUCCGUGAGUCAGGAGAUGCAACUUGCUGAAGAUGAGGCACAUUGUCGCAAAGCUGAUGCGUCAACACUUAAUGAUGAUCUUACCAAUCGCUUAGGCCCUGAGACGUAUUUGAAUGACGAUGGUGUGCUUAUUACAGACAUUUAA